Messenger RNA from Oncorhynchus gorbuscha (pink salmon), 1690 nucleotides. RefSeq lists its product as uncharacterized. The coding region runs from base 176 to 1690 and encodes 504 amino acids. NCBI's taxonomy places the organism in Eukaryota, Metazoa, Chordata, Actinopteri, Salmoniformes, Salmonidae. The record is from RefSeq and is a predicted model, not a curated record. The transcript has 6 exons.
AGACAACCAUAUAGCACAAUACAACACAACACAAUAUGAGCCUGGUUCAUUUUCAGUAAUGAGGCCCUGGACCCCAUUUACAGUUUCUACUUCAAUGUAUCAGGUGGAGUUAUUCACCAGCUAUAGAGAGAGUUGUUGUUUAUGUUUCUAAGACUGCAGGGUGGGAGAUGCAACAAUGGCCUUGAGAACAGCAGGAAGUGUGUUGGUGGUCUUUCUCUGGUCUGUAGCAGUGGUACUGGGUCAGGAUGGCUGGAGUGUUACUUACACCACUCAGAGUAUCUGUACCUUGAAGGGGUCAACAGUAGAGCUGUCCUCCUCUUACACAUAUCCCAGUGGUCAUAAAGUCACAACAACCUUCUGGUUCACUAAAUAUGAUGCUGAGGAGAAUUAUGUUAGUCUGAAGGAUGACCCAGACUACAAAGGACGUGUGACGUACCGUGAGGAUAAAGAGAAUGGUCACAUCCUGACAAUCACAGACCUGAGUCAGAGAGUGACUCAGCUAAACCUACAUGUUCAGAUUUACAGAUCAGAAACUGGGAAGUGGAGAUAUACUGGCAAACCUGGAGUCACUCUGUCUGUUACAGGUCUUCAGGUGAAGGUGACUGGUGGACAUCAGGAUAAGACACUGACCUGUAUCACCACCUGUACUCUGACUGACAACCCCACCUACAUCUGGUACAAGAACGGACAUAAAGUAAAGGAGGACACUUCCAGACUGUACUCAGACUCCUUUAGUGAUGCAGACAGUUACUCCUGUGCUGUAAAAGGCCAUGAGGAUCUCCUCUCUCCUGCAGAGUGUCAGAAGUGUUGGAGUGUGACUUACACCCAUCAGAGUAUCUGUGCCUUGAAGGGGUCAACAGUGGACAUAUCCUGCUCUUACACAUAUCCCAGUAAUCAUGAGAUCAAACAAGCUUUCUGGUUUACUAAAUGGUCUGGUAUGGAGGCUGAAGAUCUGAGCUCAGCACCAGGGUAUGAGGGUCAUAUAGAGUACCUUGGGGAUAAGAAGAGUGACUGUACCCUGAGAAUCACAGACCUGAGAUUGAGUGACUCUGCUCGGUACAGAUUCAGAUUGAUAACAUCCGGAGAUCAGUUUUCUGGCUCACCUGUCUCCCUGACUGUCACAGAUCUUCAGGUAAAGAUGACAACUUCACUGUUUUCAAGAUGGGUGACCCUGAACUGUGGCACGUGUACUCUGACUGACAACCCCACCUACAUCUGGUACAAGAACGGACACAAAGUAAAGGAGGACACCUCCAGCCAGGACUCAGACUACCAUAACACUGAAGACAGCUUCUCCUGUGCUGUAAAAGGCCAUGAGAAUCUCCACUCUCCUGCAGUGUGUGUCCGUGGUCAGAAGUGUUGGAGUGUGACCUACCCCCAUCAGGGAGUCUGUGCCUUGAAGGGGUCAUCAGUGGAUAUAUCCUCCACGUAUGACAGUGGUUAUGAUACGAUCACAUCAACACUCUGGUUUAGUUCUAAACAAAGUUCCAGCUGGAGGGAUGAGUUGAUCCCUGAGGACCUAACCACAGACCCAGGGUAUGCAGGUCGUGUGGAGUAUGUUGGAGAGAAGGAGAGAGGUCACUCCACCCUGAGAAUCACAGAUCUGAGAGAGGAGGACUCUGCUGAGUACAAGUUCAUCUUCAACACACAGACAUCAAGAUGGGGACACAGUUUCCUGGAACAACUCUGA